This is a messenger RNA of Caenorhabditis sp. 36 PRJEB53466, 904 nucleotides long. Lineage: Eukaryota; Metazoa; Nematoda; Chromadorea; Rhabditida; Rhabditidae. The record is from the annotation of a GenBank genome assembly.
AUGGAACUGGGUACCAUGUGUUUAGAAGCCUCUCGCCACUCAUUCCAUCUCCAGAAUCCAACAUCACCGUCGUCAAACUCGAGCACGGACUCAAGUUCUCCGCUCAUUCGGAAUUUGGCCUUCCGGACAACUUUACGGUUGUGGGCAACUCGACAACGUCCGAUUCAGAAGGUGUUCGCAUUGAAAUACAUCAGAUUAUUACGUUGCAUAACAAGAACGAAGGUUGCCCCGAACCUUCCGAGUCUCUGAAGACGUUGUCUACUUGUUUCUAGGCCAACAAAGUGUGCUUUCAGAUGCGCCGCGACAGCGAAGGAGCAAUACAAACGGUGAGGUAUUUGAAGGCUGUCGAGCAGUCGAAACAACUUUAUGCGUUUGAAGGUGAAAGUGAAAGCGGAGAAGAAGAAGAAGACGACGACGACGACGACGACGACCACAACAAGAAGCAUCACAAAAAAGAAGACGACAGUGAUGAAGAAGACGAAGAAGAAGGUGACGACGAGAAAAGUGAAGAAGACGACAAGGAAAAUGACGACGAAGAAGGCAAAAACUACAACAACAACAACAACAACACUACCACCCCGUCAAAUCACACAGAACAAAGUGCCCGAUCAGGUAAAUGAUCGGAAAUGUUCUGAAACCAAAGACCACCCAGACUUCCUUUCGUUCACGUAUUCAGUCGUGAAGGAACAUAUCCAGUUUCUCGUAUCAACUAUUACUAAUUGAUGAAACCCGAGAAGACCAAUCCAAUCACAUUUUCACACAUUUUCAGCGAAACCCGCAGGACAUUCAAGCGCCGCCCCGGACGCCGACAACUCGACGAACAUUCGUCAUGUACGACUAUGAGGACUACGAGACGGACGAGCGGGAAUUGAAAAAAGAGCCGAAAGAGCAUCAUGAUUCUUGA